Oreochromis niloticus (Nile tilapia) is the source of this 6031-nucleotide messenger RNA. RefSeq names its product SRY-box transcription factor 5 (gene sox5). The transcript is spliced from 16 exons. The record is from RefSeq and is a predicted model, not a curated record. Gene Ontology annotation, cellular component: nucleus. Gene Ontology annotation, molecular function: DNA-binding transcription factor activity, RNA polymerase II-specific; RNA polymerase II cis-regulatory region sequence-specific DNA binding. NCBI's taxonomy places the organism in Eukaryota, Metazoa, Chordata, Actinopteri, Cichliformes, Cichlidae. Gene Ontology annotation, biological process: positive regulation of chondrocyte differentiation; regulation of transcription by RNA polymerase II; cell fate commitment. The coding region runs from base 16 to 2577 and encodes 853 amino acids.
GUGGCACUGCGAUGUAUGCAAAUUAGACAGUUUAGUCAAGGUCCUCGCGAGCUUAACAGUGAAGUGAAGAGAGAGAGUGGAAAAGAGGUGGUGUGGCAAGAGGGAGAGAGAGACAGAGAAGUGACACAAAUCAAUGUGAGCACCCAAACCACCAUCACCAGCAGCAGCAGCGGCGGCAGCAGCAGUCUUUCACCCCCCUACCGACCUCCAUCACCUCCCUGUCUUUCAGUGAGAGAGACCAGUGGAGAACGGGAGUCACAGGAAAGACGGGCUCCUCAGCAGCGCAGCAUCCGGUUUGAAGGGGCUAAGUGGACAGAGCAGCUGAUUACUUCUGGAUAUUUUUUUCCUUCAUAUUGCUCAUCAAGUAACUGGAUGUCUUCCAAGCGACCAGCCUCUCCAUAUGGGGGGACAGAUGGAGAGGUAACCAUGGCAACCAGCAGACAGCGAGUGGAGGAUGAGGAGAGUGAGGGACUGGGCGGUGUCAUCCACCUCCCCCUGGCCUCCUACUGCAACAAGGUGUCCCCUCGCUCGCCCCCCAACCGCAACUUGGACAGCCCGCCCAACAUGGAGCAGGAUGGCACUAAGGGGAGCUCCCUGAGUCCUUACCCUCAGCACAAUGCUACCUCACCAGGCAAAGAGGAGGGCGGAGGUGGGGGGCGCCCCUGCAGCGACGGGGGCUCGGCCGCGGGCACCCUGGGCACCCCCGAGAGACGCAAGGGCAGCCUGGCAGACGUGGUGGACACACUGAAACAACGCAAGAUGGAGGAGCUGAUCAAAAACGAGCCAGAAGGUACCCCAGACAGCCUGGCGGAGAAAGAGCGCCAACUCAUGGGCAUGAUUGGCCAGUUGAGCAGCCUGAGGGAGCAGCUCUUGGCGGCCCAUGAGGAGCAGAAGAAGCUGGCCGCCUCACAGAUGGAGAAGCAGAGGCAGCAGAUGGAGCUCGCCAAGCAGCAGCAGGAUCAGAUUGCCCGGCAACAGCAGCAGCUUCUACAGCAGCAACACAAAAUCAACCUCCUGCAGCAACAAAUCCAGCAGGUCCAGGGCCAACUCCCUCCACUGAUGAUUCCUGUCUUUCCCCCAGACCAGCGAACUCUUGCGGCAGCUGCGGCCCAGCAGGGCUUCCUAAUGCCCCCUGGCUUCAACUACAAACCUGGCUGCAGUGACCCCUACCCUCUCCAGCUCAUCCCCACAACGAUGGCUGCUGCUGCUGCCGCCACACCAGGUCUAGGACCCCUACAGCUCCAGCAGUUGUAUGCUGCUCAGCUAGCAGCCAUGCAGGUUUCCCCUGGGGCCAAGCAGCACGGAGGCAGCCUUCCUCCCCAAGCCAACCUGGGCACGCACUCGCCACCCACCAACACACAUUCACAGAGUGACAAGGGCCGCAGCUCCCCGCUACCAAACAAAACCAAGGACAGUGAGGGUGCACAGCCACUGAACCUGUCGGCCAAGCCUAAGGCAUCCGAGAGCAAGUCACCCAACUCCCCCCCAACUUCCCCACAGGUGCCGGCUGCUGCUGCUGCUGCUGCGAACAAGCUGGACCCCGCCUCCAUGAAGCACAGCGUUGCCCCCUCCAGCAUUGGAGGACCACCGACCAGAGUCAGCUCAAUUGCAGACUUGUUGUCGUCGCUGUCUUCGACAGCCUACCUGAACGACCACGAGGCGGUGACCAAGGCCUUCGCCGAGGCUCGGCAGAUGAAGGAGCAGCUGAAGAGAGAGCAGCAGGUGCUGGAUGCCAAGGUGGCAGCCGUCAGCAACCUCAGCCUCAACAACGGCCGCUCAGACAAGGACAAAGCUGCCUUGGAGAGUCUGAGUCAACAGCUGAAGCAGCAGGCCGAGAACAAGUUCAGCCACGCCAUGCUGGACUUCACCAUGAGUGGAGACUCUGACGGCUCUCCCAGCGUGUCGGACUCCAGGAUAUUCCGAGAGUCUCGGGGUCGUAGCAGCAGCGAGCCACACAUCAAAAGGCCGAUGAACGCCUUCAUGGUCUGGGCCAAGGACGAGAGGCGAAAGAUCCUCCAGGCCUUCCCCGACAUGCACAACUCCAACAUCAGCAAGAUCCUUGGCUCACGCUGGAAAGCCAUGACCAACCUGGAGAAGCAGCCGUACUACGAGGAGCAGGCUCGGCUCAGCAAGCAGCACCUGGAAAAAUACCCCGACUACAAGUACAAGCCACGGCCCAAACGCACCUGCCUGGUGGACGGCAAGAAGCUGCGCAUCGGCGAGUACAAGGCCAUCAUGAGGUCCCGCAGGCAGGAAAUGAGACAGUACUUCAGUGUGGGGCAGCAGGGUCAGCUGCCCUUGUCCUCUGCAGGCGUCGUUUACCCAGGUGCCCUAUCCAUGGCGGGGAUGCCCUCACCCCAGAUGCCCUCAGAGCACUCAAGCAUGUCCAGCAGCCCUGAGCCCAACGCCAACCACCACCAGAACCCCAGCAUGCCCGGCCUCAAGGGGGAGGAGCCGCGAAUCAAGGAGGAGGAGCUCCGGCUAGACGACAGCAACGGCGACGUGUACGACGACUUCGACUACGAGGACGAAGAUGGCGACUAUGCCAGCGAUAACGAGAAUCAUAUCACCCAAUAGGACGGCAUCAGCACCGCCUGCUUUCUUUUUUUUUUUUUGUAAGCCAAUCACCGCUGGUUAAUCUCACAAAAUCCCCACCAAUCAGGAAGAAACCUUUCGCUUUUGCCAAUCGCUUUGGAACCAAUUUCACCGCCCCCUCCCCCCCAACUAACAUGGACUCUCUUAACAGAGCCAGAUCCACUCCCCUCCCCUUCCUCUCCCCCUGGAGUCCUGAUACCAGCAUCUUCUGAUCAAUCAACUGAAGCACAGGACCUGUCACUCACACUGACUGUUACACACUGACUGGAGGAAGAGACGACCAAGGCAGUUCUGAAGCUCGCUGAGGAAUACCCACAUAGUACUGCAGGUGUUAGAGUGUAAUGCCACGAGUGAAGAGAAAGCAACAUGGCUCUCAGAAAGCAACCUUUUAGUCCCGUUUGUUGAAGAAAAACUGAAAAACAGAGGACCUGUCAAAGGCUAACAUGACACUUUAAGAUGGCGGACCUGUUUAUUAUCAAGAGACAUUUUUAAAAAGAAAACAGCUUUUUUUGUUCUUUGGUUCUAUAAUAUUCUCACUCAGGUACACGGUGCCAAUAAGUGGCUUGUGAAUGUGAUUUGUUGUUUUUGUGCUACAAGUUUGAAUAAUAAUAGAAAAAAGAGACUUUUCUUUUUUCCCCUUUUGUUGUAAAGCACCUGAAAGACAUGAGACAUUUAUUUUUAACAAAAAGAUAUCUUUUCUUCAACCUCGCAGUGUGCUGUCAGCAACCCCCCCCCCACAAUUUUUCUCCCCCUUUGUGUUUUUUUGUGACCGCCCGCUUACCCCCCCUCCCCUCCUUGCAUCGCACGGAAUCAAAUGGGACGGUCCAGCCGGGACUGACCAGCACAAAGUGGACUGUCCCACUUUGAGUGGAUUUUCGGUGGGUGGGGAGGGGCGGGUUGCAGCAAAGGGAAGUCUCUCUGGCGUCACGGAGCAGAAACAAAAGCACUGUGUUGCGAGACAAUCCACCGGUUUUCUUCUCGCUCCAUCCCUCUAUCUCGAUCUCGUCCAGGGCAAAAAAACCCCACACAUCAGUGCGACUUCGCUCGAAACAUCCCAACAGUGCGAGUGUGUGUCAGUGUGUGUGCUCCACCAUUGGACGUUUGCACACGCGCUCGCAAAACGAAAACUAAUAAUACUGCAGAAAGACAGGCAACUAAUGCUGCUGCUGUUAUUUCCUGUAACACACACACACACACACACUGUGUUCUGUCCAGUGUUUUCCUAACCCCCCACCCUCCAAUCAAUGUUGUCCUGCUGUAUUGCAGUGGGCGGAGCUGAGGUGAAGUCAGCCAGUCAGUGUUUCUGUUUGUAUUUGAAUACUGUAUUUUAUUAUUUCUCUUCAAACUGCCUCUAGUCUAAUAAUAUUAUUAACAAUAAUUAUAAGGAUGGUCAACGUUUCCUAAGUUUAGUAAGUUAUGUACAGUAUAAUUUAUUUUUCUCCUCUUUAUUGGGUUUUUAUGACCAUAUGAAACAGUCAAUGAAGCAUUAUUCUAUUUAGCUGGUAGGUAUUUAGAUCUAAACAAAAAGUUGUCAUUUUACCUUGCUUUGUUUUGCUAUUUUAUUUUAUGUUAUUUUAUUUUUGAUCCCCUCCUAUUAAUCCUCUGCGGGCGGGUGAGCUGGACUGACAGACAUGGACGCCAGCCUUCGUCCGAACUGAAGACGUAACCCUUUUUAUCAUGUCCGAACCCAUUUCUAAGAAGCACUCAGACUCUGUGCAGUCAGAGAAGAAGAACAUGAUUUUAUAUUGUUAUUAUAAUUUUAUUUGUAAUGAUUAUCAUAAUGUAUAAUGUGAAUUUCCUCUUCUUCUUUUUUUUAAAUUUUUACAUGUUUUUGGUUUGUCACUUUUUCUGUGAACAGAGACCCGUCCCCGUUUACUAGUUUGGCUGCCUCACUGCGACACAGUGGAACAUCUUUGGCAUGGAUCCACACACACACACACACACACACACACACACACGCGCAUGCACGCACUGGAGGAUGCACCGAUGAAAUUCUGGGCCGAUACCAACACUGAUGUUUAUAAUGUAGCUGACAGCCAAUACCAAUAUUUUUUCAGUGUCUUUCUUCUGUACAAAAAUAUACUGACCUAUUUGAAAGUCUUGCAGAUUUUCAUCACACAUUUUUUGAACAUUCAGAAUAAAGGAUGUCUUGUUAAUAUCCUGAAAUCAGCAGGAUUGAAUAUCAGCCAUUAACGAUAUUAGGCCGAUAUAUCGGCCAUUUAUAUAUAUAUGUAUUUUUUUUGGGGGGGGGGAUUUAACACCCCUUUUUUACCAGUGAAGCAAUGAAAUUCUUUUUAAAGAAAUACACCAGUUUUAGAGUCUUUUAUUGGAUAUUUUAAAGAAUUAAUCCAAAUAAAACCUAUUUGCCAAUAUCUGUCAACGGAGGUCAGUAUUGGCUGAUAGUAUAUUCAACCGAUAUAUCAGUACAUCCCAAAUGUGCAGAUACACCACAUACAGGCACAUUUCAAAUGAAGAGAUUAUCAUGACAACCAAACAAAUCCUAUGCUGUCCUUUUUGUUUCUUGAAAAAAAAAAUCCUGUAUAUAGACGUUUUUUUUUUGUUGUUGUUGUUGUUUUUGUUUUUUGUGAUAGCAGUGACUUUUUUUUAAUCAUGAGAAAGCAGUGUUUACUGCGAUCCACCAAGGCUGUUCCACUGUGUGCGCGUGUGGGUCUGCAGUAUCUUCAUCAGGAGCCCUUUGCUUUGUUUGAGCUCCACACGAUGCUACAGGAGCCAUGACUGCUCUUCAGGUGUGCUGUUAUAUGUCACAUUCUCGCUUAUAGAUGUUUCCUACAUGCCACAUAACAAGCUUCUGGGUCUUAAUUUCGCUGUAUAGUCACCCCUGUUAUCACACCUUUGUUGAACCCCAUGCUGGAAAGAGGGGACUAAAUGAAUAAGUCCAUUUUUUUAAACAGUAUCAGGAUGGUGGGUGUUUGGGUGGGGCAUUAAGAGAUCAGUCAUCCCUGCUGGCAAGGUCCGUCCCCAUAUCAAGACAAUGAAAAUGAUGAUGAUGAUAUUAUUUAAGACAAUCAAAGUCAUGAGUGGAGCUCAAAACAAAGUAAGAAUUAUUACUAGUAAACAAAAAAAUAUCUUACCAUCUCGACUUGAAAAUUCAAGAAAGAUAAUUAUGUAAAUAUAACAUAGAGUUAUAGAUUUAUAUUUUGUUCAUAACACAGUGUAAUAUAAGUUGUAUAUUUCUUUUUUUUCUUCCUCUCCCUACUGUCUCUUUUAUUGAUGUUAUCCAUGCCACAGAAAAAGCAAGAGUCACAGCGCUCGCACAAAAAAAGAAGAAAAAUAUCAAAGAAAUAAAGAAAAACAGGGGAAAAAAAGCCGUGGGCUGCCACCACCAUCUGUUCUAAGUUCACUUUUUUUCAGUAUUACUGCCAGACAAGGCUCUAAUAAAGACAGCAAUGUGUUCAGUAAAAAAAACUUGUGCUGG